This is a messenger RNA of Annulohypoxylon maeteangense, 2452 nucleotides long. RefSeq names its product heterokaryon incompatibility protein-domain-containing protein. The record is from RefSeq and is a predicted model, not a curated record. The transcript has 2 exons. NCBI's taxonomy places the organism in Eukaryota, Fungi, Ascomycota, Sordariomycetes, Xylariales, Hypoxylaceae. Bases 40 to 2295 code for a protein of 751 amino acids.
UUACCUCACUAGACUUUCCGUGUCGUGAGUGCCCUAAAGAUGUCAAGACCAUUAUCAGAGGACCGUGAAAUAAAUGUCUCUAAAAGCCGGUUUGGUCCAAGACUCUGCCGUCACUGUAACGAACUAUUUUCCGUCCUAGAAUUAUCAUCCAAAAAAGCCUCCGAGGAAAUAGAGGCGAGAGUUAACCACCACCCAACACUAUCUAGUCUGCACAAUGCAGUCCGAUCCGGUUGUCAGUUUUGCGUUAUGCUCGAACCCGAAAUUCGAGCCAUGGAGCCAAACGUCGUUCAUCCCCAUUGGGAUACGCUAACAGUCAUGGCAUAUAUGUAUGGUGGCAAAACGAUAACAUUUGAGUUAUACUUCGAUUUGCCGUCUUAUUUGCCACCUGACUUCCCCAGGAGCCCAUCCAUAGACACAGUGGGAGUUCUUGAUUCCAGUCUUGCUUAUCCAGGCACAUCGUGUCGAGAAGAGGUGCUCAGAGAAUUGGCAUCAAUCAAAGCAUACCGCAACCCAAAUUACGUACCUCCUAUUUCAACAGAUAGUAUGUCAGCGUGGGAAUUAUGUCGCUCGUGGAUAGAUAAUUGCACCAACAACCAUGACAUAUGUAAAGGCUUUCGCGCGGAAGCGUGGUGGCCAACGAGGCUCCUAUACAUCGAUAGUUCCAAUAAUGACGACCUCGGCUCCCUAAAUUUUCAACUUCAUUCAACACAAGACAAACAGCCUCGGGGAUCUUACAUGACACUUAGCCACCGUUGGGGAAAUUCCGAUGCAAUGCUAAAACUCACAAGUGACACAUACGAUCACCGAAUAAAGAAUGGAUUUUCGUACGCAGAGUUGCCUCAAACAUUCCAGGAUUUUGUUCGCUUAUCUCGGUUUCUUCGCAACGAUUAUGUAUGGAUUGAUUCCCUGUGUAUAAUCCAAGACUCGACGGAUGAUUGGAUUCAAGAGAGCAAGACAAUGGCUGAAGUUUAUCGUCAUUCGAAAUGCAAUAUUGCAGCAACAGCAUCUAAAGGGCCAACUGAAUAUUGCUUUCGUACUCGAGACCCAACCAGAAUUCCCCCCUUAGAAUUCACAUUUCGCCGUGGGAAGAAAUAUUUAUUCUUCGGCAGGAAUUUAUGGCGUGACAGUAUCGAGGACGCGCCGUUGAACCAGCGAUCCUGGGUUUUGCAGGAACGUGUAUUGGCACCACGACAAAUCCACUGCGGCCGAGAGCAGCUCUUUUGGGAAUGUUAUCAAACAACAGCAUGCGAGACAUUCCCAUUUAUGUUUGAGUUCCACGAGGAGUUCUGCAUGGCCGAUAGGACUCCAUUAACUGUGGAGUUGACAGGUCUGGGUCUUACACUAUUAGAAAUGAGCAGGUUAAGAGUUCCCGGAGUAAAGUACAACUUGUAUUUUAAUCCGUCUCCAAAAAGCCAUGUUCACCAUUCUUAUACCAGUAUAGACACCCUUUGCCGACGUAGAAAUGUGUCCCGAUUCAAAGAGACGUCAAAAUAUCUUCAAGGGGCCAUUCCAGAUGAGAGACUCGCGCAUAUGAGAUAUAAUGUUUAUCAAUAUUGGACGAAUCUCGUUGAGUGGUAUUCAUCUUGCGAAUUAUCACAUAGAAGUGAUAAGUUGGUGGCGAUCUUGGGGAUUGCAACUAGAAUCCAAGAUGUUUUGGAAGGUAUAGACGGUUACGUCGCAGGCCUGUGGCGGUCGCAGCUCUCUUGGCAGCUUUCUUGGAGGCUGGACUCUUCCUAUCGCUAUCAUGAUGGCAGACCUCAUCUCAUGGCUCCCUCAUACGACAUUGCUCCCUCCUGGAGUUGGGCAUGCCUUAACUCAAGGGUAUCUUUCCUCCCCCCUAUACCCAACACCGUGAGCCUCAUAGAUGUACUCGAUAUCCAUGACGGACAUCAAAGUAGCACUACAGGUGAUGUCCGGGAAUCUCCCUUAAAACUGCGAUGCCACCUUUACAAGAUCUAUACCUCCGAGGAAGGACUCAACUACAUUCAGCUAAAUGUUGACGACGCGAAGUUCCAAAUACCGGAAGACCGGAAGAUUAAGGUUGAUAAGGGGAAGAUGAUUAUGGACAGCACAGAAAGCCGUCGUCUUUGGGAUCAGGCAUACAUGCUGCCUCUUACAGAUUUAUAUGGAAAACAUGUGCGUGGAGUAGUUGUGAGCCCUUGCGAGGGAAGACUGGGGUUCUAUAGGCGUAUUGCUACAUGGCAUGAGUUUCCUUUCUAUAAUGUUAGGAACACAUACCUAAUCGCAUACGCGUUUCGUAUGGGCGAGGAUAAAGUAACAAUAACGCUCAUUUAGACUUACCUUGUUAGGUACAAAAGCACAUUCUUCUCAGUUCGUAUACCUUGAUGGUCUACUGGGAAGAAAGGGGAUUAGGUAGGCAACAAACUUCAAAUUUAGUAAUAGUCGGUCUACCAAUUGAGAGCAAAUCUGAUCAUGGAGCAUCACUACGGCC